Molecule: messenger RNA, 738 nt
Organism: Hibiscus syriacus
Lineage: Eukaryota; Viridiplantae; Streptophyta; Magnoliopsida; Malvales; Malvaceae
Product: protein ROLLING AND ERECT LEAF 2-like
Exons: 3
Coding region: 31-738 (235 amino acids)
Source: RefSeq, a predicted model, not a curated record
AAGACUGAUCUUUCUGAUCAAUAUGGAGGAAUGGAUUCAGGGAGUCAUUCAUUAACACUAGGAAGACUUUAUGCUUGGGAAAAGAAUCUUUACGAUGAAGUUAAGGCAGGUGAUAGCACAAGGAAAAUUGACGAGAGAAAAUGUUCUCGACUAAGAACCCAGGAUGUUAAGGGAUAUGAUGAGCUUACAAUGGAUAAAACCAGAGCUGCAGUAAAGGAUUUGUAUGCCCAAAUCUUGAUUGCGAUUCGAAGUGCCGAAUCAAUCUCGAAGAGAAUUCAGAAACUCAGAGAUGAAGAACUACUGCCUCAAAUUAUUGAACUGUUAAAAGGCCUAACACGAACCUGGAAAGUUAUGCUUGAAUCUCAUGAAACCCAAAACAAAAUAUUUUCUGAAGUGAAAUCAUUCGCCUGCCCUUCGUUUGGAAAGUUCUACAAAGAUACUCACCGACUUGCUACGCUUCAACUUGAAGCCGAGCUUCGAAAUUGGCGUACUUGCUUUACCGAGUAUGUUGCAUCUCAAAGAGCAUACAUUCAAGCUCUUCAUGGUUGGCUAACUAAGUUCUUGGUUCCUGAAGUUGAAUUUUAUUCCAGGGGGAGGAGCUCUGGUGCACCACAUGGAGGUAAUGGGCCUCCACUUCUUGUGAUAUGUUAUCAUUGGUUAGCUUCCAUGGAGGAGCUACCGGAUAAGGCGGUCACCUUUUCAUUGAAAAGUUUUUCUAAGGACGUGAAGGAACUGUGA